Molecule: messenger RNA, 9228 nt
Organism: Sebastes umbrosus (honeycomb rockfish)
Lineage: Eukaryota; Metazoa; Chordata; Actinopteri; Perciformes; Sebastidae
Product: UPF0606 protein KIAA1549
Exons: 22
Coding region: 666-5036 (1456 amino acids)
Source: RefSeq, a predicted model, not a curated record
AGGUCCAGAUCCAGUCAGGUCCAGGUCCCUUCAGGUCCAGGUCCUGUCAGGUCCCGGUCCAGCCAUGUCCAGGUCCCUUCAGGUCCCGGUCCUGUCAGGUCCAGGUCCCUUCAGGUCCAGGUCCCGUCAGUUCCCAGCCCUGUCAGGUCCAGGUCCCUUCAGGUCCAGGUCCCGUCAGCAGGUCCAGGUUCAGUCAAGUCCCGGUCCUGUCAGGUCCAAGUCCCGUCAGGUCCUGGUUCUGUAGAACUGCUCCGGGUCCAGCUCUGGUAUGAAGCGUCUCUCUGUGAGGAGAAACAAAGGAAACAAGAUGUCCUUCGAAUUGUAGAUUUGAUCAUCUGAGGCUCAACUGGCGGAGCUGGACUGGACCGGUACCGGGCUGGACUGGUACCGAAUGUGACGGUCCGGGACCAGCGUGGACGGGUCCACAUGGUCCAGCGUGUGGAGGCUGGUUCAGCAGACUGCGGACAGAGAGGAGGAGGAGGAGGAGAAGGAGGAGGAAGGUGUGAUGCUGCAGCGACUCUCCGCCUCCUCCUUCCCCGCGCAGGGAGCGCGCCGCGCGGCUUCAGAGGCGUGACGCGGCCGAUCCGCAUCUCCAGGAUGGCAGGUCCUCCUGACGGGUCCUGGACUCUCUGUACCAGGAUCAGACCAGCGGCCCUUUGAGGACGAUGGACCCUGUGAUCCCGCCGGGCCCUGGCUCCAGGACCAGGACCAGGAUGGACCCCAGAACCUCAGCGUGCAGACGCACACUCGGUGUGAUGCUGCUGGUGGCCGGCUCGCUGGUUUCCAUGGUGACAUCAAGCUCACCUGCUGCAGGUGUGCUGGACUUCAACAGGACGGCGGAGUCUCUGUCACAUCCUUCAUCACCCUCCUCCUCUUCCUCCUCCCCGCCCAGACCCCCGUCCCCCAGCCCCCCGGCCCUCAGCCCCCCGGUCCCCAGAUCCCCGGCUCCCAGACCCCCGGCCCCCAGCCCGCUCUCACACUCUGGUUAUCAUCGCAACAGCGGUGGCGCAGGCUCGGCGGAGGACUCAGACUCUGGUGCUCAGGGGAUCCACCUCCUGCUGAGACCUCCAGACAUCCUGUCCCCUAGCCUCCCUCCACCCCUGCCCCCACACACCCAGCCCACCCUCACCCCUCCUCCCCCCUGGGAGCAGGGCCCCUCCCUGGAGGAGGCCUGGGGCUCCGGAGACUACCUGGAGACUCUGUCCUUCAUGGUGCCUGACGGCGAGGAGCUGGCCUUGGCCACGCCACUGCCCAACCACCCCUACGACGAGGACAUCGGAGGGGACUGGGUCUCCUACGACACCGCCUUCCCCGCCCGUCCCACCGUCCCCCUCUCUUCCCGCCUACCUAUCUCACCCUCCUCCUCCACCCCCAGCAUCCCGCUGCACACCCGCCCCACCCAUCCAGAUGUCUUCCCCAACUGGGACGAGGACUACGACCUGGAGGACCUGAUGCCCCUGGAGCCGACGGAGCUGCUGCUGCCAGACAUGAACAGCAUGGAGUACUACACCAACCUGCUGGCCCGGGAGAAGGAGAGGGGGAGAGACCAGGACCGGAUCAACCGGACCGACUCCAAACCCCCCAUCACUCCCACAACAACCCAAACCCACCGUCCCCAUUCGUCUUCAUCCCCGUCCCCGAGCUCUGGUCCUCCUCCAGGACAGGAGCCCAAGCAUCCCCUGGAGGGGCCCACCCCUCCCCUCACCCUUUCACCUACUCUCACAGGUGAGGAGACGCCACCUCCACUGUCAACCACCUUCAGAACUGCUUCUCCUCCAAAACCCAAAGACCAUGUCCCAACCCCAGGCAGACACCCUCCUCGCCCCCCUUCCAACACCACCGGCCGGGUUCCUCCCCCUCCCCCACUGGGACCGCCCACCCGCCCCGACAGACCGGAGAGGCCUCCAGUGGUCACAGAGAAGCCAGUUAAAGCUCCGCCCACCAGGACCACCACCAAGGCGACAACCACAACCACCGCCAUCACCACCACCACCCAGAACACUGCCAUCAGCCUGACCAGAGCCCCCCCGGUCACUACACCUAGAGUGGCCCAGACCCCGCCCAUCAGACAGUACCUGUGUAACGUCAGCAAGCCGGAGAUGUACCUGGUCAGAGUAGUCAGUUCCAAAGGUUCGUCAGCCGGAUUCACUCAAGUCAGAGAUCUUCUGAAGAGAGACUUCAACCGCUCGGUGGAGCUGCAGUUCCUGAGAACACCGUCCAGUUUCGCCUUCCGUGUCGUAUCAGGACCGUUGAUCUUCACCGCCAUAUCUGUCAUCAAUGCCCUGCGCCAACCACCACGCAGCUCCGGCCCCGUUCCCACCGUUUCAGCGCUCUACACUGUACCGGACCUCAGGUACCAGAUCCACUUCGUGCUGCAGUUCGUCCCUGACCACGUCGACGUCAGAGUCUGUAACUUCAGCGAACGGGUCGAGAGAGGGCUGAUGAUGGCGUACGCCGAGACACGGAGACGAUCUCAUGAGGCAGGAAACGUCACCGUACAGCUGUUGAACAUCAGCAUGUCCGUGACCCGGCCGCCAGCAGGGCAGAAGGUUUCCGUCGACGUCACCUUUGCGGUGCGUGAUGGGCGGGACUACCUGCUGGGGUCAGAGGUCAGCGAACACCUGAGGAAGCUCAGCCUGGUUGAGUUCAGCUUCUACGUCGGAUUUCCUGUCCAGCAGAACGCAGAACCGUUCCACUACCCUGAGCUGAACACGUCACACCACCUGCGCUCCACCUGGGUCCGUACAGUGCUGUUGGGAGUCCAGGAGCAGCUGGUGGCUGAGAGGAGUUUUAAAGCUCGUCUGGAGAGACGUCUGGCUCUGCUGCUAGAGGAGGGACUGCAGGCGUCCAGCAGGAGGCGCUUGAGGAGAGCUACUGCUGUGGGCAACAACAGUCUGCAGGUGGUGCGGGUGUCGAGGCUGUCGGGGGCGGAGCGUCCCCUAGAGGUCUUCUAUUUCGUGGAGGGUCCAGGUGGUGAGCGUAUACCUGCCGAGGCGAUGGCGGUCACGCUGAACCGCCUGGACCUUCAGAGAGCCGCCAUCGUCCUUGGACACCGAGUCCAGAGACCCAUCGCCCAACCUGUGGAGACCCUGUCCGUCCCCCCAGCGGAGACUCAGAGCAGCAGCAUCUGGCUGAUUGUCGGCGUGGUCGUCCCCGUCCUGCUGGCCGUCUUUAUCAUCAUCAUCCUCUACUGGAAGCUGUGCGGCUCAGAGAAGCUUGAGUUCCAGCCGGACGCCAUCAACACCAUCCAGCAGAGGCAGAAGCUUCAGGCUCCCAGCGUGAAAGGCUUCGACUUUGCGAAGCUCCACCUCGGUCAGCACAGCAAAGAUGACAUCAUGGUGAUCCAGGAGCCCGGCCCGCUGCCCGCCCCCGUCAAAGAGGCCACGCCCUCCGACGGUGGAGACCUCAACACCCCCAAAUCUAAAGGGUCGUCCACCAAGGCGACUCGGAACAGUCGCCGCAGGGGCAGACUCAGCCCGUCAGACGGCGACUCGUUGGGCAGCGACCAAUCGAGCGGCAGAGAAUCGGCAGAAGAAAGCACUCGACCUGUGGCCACGCUCAGUGAGGGGAAACACCACAGGAAGACGCCCAAAAAUGGGAGGAACAAGAUGGGCAGCGGUCCAGACGAGCUUCUCUCCUCGUCUUCCAUUUUCGAUCACGUCGACCGUUUGUCUCGCGGCUCGUCCGACGGCACGCGUCGUCAGGCCAACAAGGUGCAGCUGAUCGCCAUGCAGCCGCGACCGAGCCCGCCACAGCCGCACGCCCCGUCCCAUCUGAGCCCCACCCUCACCGAGAAGGUCAGCACGGAGGUGGCACUGAGACACAAGUCUGAGAUCGAGCAUCACAGGAACAAACUUCGGCAGCGCGCCAAGAGGCGGGGUCAGUGUGAGUUUCCCUCCAUGGAUGACAUCAUGGAUGCCUUCGGAGACGGACCGGUGCAGAGCGAGGUGGCACAGCGUCUCUAUAGCUCCGCCCACGACCACAUGGACUGCAUCCUGCAGGCUGACGGCCACUCACCCCCCACGCCCACAGACUCCAGGAGGAGAGGGAGGCGGUCCCCUCGGGCUCGGCGGGCUCAGCCAGGACCUGGAAGUCUCCCUGAUACAGACCGAGACCGGUUGCUCACCGAUCACAGCGCCACCUACAGGAAGUACCCGGGACUCAACAACGUGGCCUACAUGUCGGACCCUGACCUGCCCCCGGACCACGGCAGCCCCUCCCCUACCGACGAGGUGUUUGACUCAGCCCCGGCCCCGCCCCCCUAUAUGCCCCCCCAGCCCUCCAUCGAGGAGGCACGGCAGCAGAUGCACUCCCUUCUGGAUGAUGCCUUCGCCCUGGUGUCACCGUCCUCACAGGGCAGCGCCGGGGUGAGUGGGGUAAGCCCCGCCCUGCCCAGCCCCUCCCCCCAGGCCCGCCCCGCAGGCAGGCAAUGGGGCUCUUACCCAGCUGCCCCCUCUCACAGCCCCUUCUCUGCUAGAUACGCAGAGCUAGGAAUGUCUCCAACAUCAGUCCAGGGCCUGCUGCAGAGGCAGGGCCUAAACUCAGGAGGGUAUGUUUCUACUGGAGAUCAGCUGCAGGAGUCGGUUUACUCCAGCAGGGGGCCGUAUGAGGACCCCCCCUCCUCGUCCAGACCACGACCUGUAGGGGGCAGCACAGGUGCGCAGCUCCACCACUUGACCCAGGUGGGUUUGUCCAGUCAGAUUGGUGCGUACCCUGGGGUGGGUCGCAGCAUGUCUGGUCCCACUGGCUCCAGCUGGAACCACCAGCACUCAGACCAGGACCUGUCCAGACCAGGAGCCAGCAGAGAGAGUGUGCUGUCGUUUCCAGAGUUCUCCUCUUCCUCUGUUUUCCAGAUGCCCAGCUCCUCGUUGCGGGACCCAUCGGCUCCACCUCUCCUCCUGACCUCACCGACUCCAGAGUACCCACCAGAGGACGCCUCACCCUCCGCCCACACUUCCGCCUCUCUUAUAAAGGCUAUCAGGGAGGAACUGCGACGUCUGGCCCAGAAACAGGCUGCAGUGACCAGCUACCCUUAGACUGGUCUGGAUCUGUUUGGAUCAGGACUCAACUGGUUUCAACCAUUAUUGUUUUAAACCACUCAGAGCCUGUAAAGACUGGAUUAAAACCCUAAAACUAACUGAUCCACACUCUGGACUCUCUUGAGCUAAUCUACGUCUGUGCCACUAAACCCAAAAUGACACUGGGCCACGAUCCACGUCUGAAAAAAAAAAGACAGUGUCUCCUGACUGAAAGACCUCCGGUACUUUACAGGGUUCCGUCUGUCUGUCCUUCAUCCUUCAGCUCAGUGUUUCAUUAGACAUUAGAGUUUAACUCUUCACGUUUCCACUGAAGUGCUUCCUGGAGUGGAUCUUUUGAUUAUCAUCCUUCCUGAACUUCUGGAGUGGAUCAUACUUUUUGAAAUUUUGGAGCAGCAAUUCAUUCCUAAAGUCCGGGGUGGAUCAUCCCUCUCAACCCUCUGGAGGGGAUUGUCCCUCCUGACCUUCAAAGGUGGAUCGUCCCUUAUGGACUUCUGAAGUGGAUAGUCUCUCCUGAUCUUCUGGACUGGAUUGUUUCUCCUGAUCUUCCCAGAGUGGAUGGUUUCUCCUGAACCUCUGGAGCAGAUCGUCCCAGGGGAUCUUCCCCCCUGACCCACUGGAGGGAAGGUCCCUCCUGGAUCUCUGGAGCAGAUCGUCUCAGAAGAUCGUCCCUCCUGACCCACUGGAGGGAAGGUCCCUUCUGACCUACUGGGGCAGAUCACCCUUCCUGUAGUUCUGGAGUGGAUCUUCCCUUUUGAACUCCAGAAGCGACUUGUUCCUUCUGAUAGUCUGGAUGGGUUGUCCUUCCCGAACUUCUGGAAUAGAUAGUUGCUCCUGACCUUCCAAGUGGAUGGUCCCUCCUGAUUUUCUGGACUCAAUCAUCCCUCCUGAAGUUCUUAAGUGGAUUGUCCCUCUGGACCUUCUGUGGUGCUAACCGUCAGCCUCAUCCCAUCUCAUGACCACUUAUUGCCUUCCACACUUCCAUCAACCACAGGGAUCAGGUCUCCUUUCAUAAACCAUAUCAAUGAGGUCUUUGCACUGUCGACAGCUGGAGGUGGCGUACAGUCCCUACGGCAAGGGGACGCAAAACAGGAAAAAAAGUAUAUAUAAAUAUCUAUAAGAAUUAAUAUGAAUAUCUGUAAAGAGAUAGAAUCCCAAUGAGCACAAUAUCAAUGUAAGAGUUAUUAUUGGAGUAUUGAGAUGUUACUUAUUUUUUAUUGCUUAUAUAUGAAAGUAUACUUUAAAUAUUUAAUUUUGAUGAAAAAAAGACCAAACUACUGUUCUAUGGUUGUAUUAUUCUUGUGUUUGAGCUCGCUGUAGAUUUUGAGCCGGCGCUUGUUUCUCUGUGGAAACGUUGCUUAGCGUAGCUGCUCGCUCGUGUGUUCAUGUAUCGGUGGCAACGAAAAAAAUCGCGCUAAUGCAUCGCUUUGAUAUCAAGUUUUUUCAUUGCUGAUUUGUUGCAUCCAUCAGUCUGUGGGCAGAAAAUUAUAGAUGAGAUUAUCACAUGACAGGUGGGUAAAAAAUGUUUCUGUACGGGGGCAGAGAUGGAAAACCAGUCAUUCAUCACAACCAGAAACUAAAGCUAACAGGUACACAUCAACCCCCCCCCCACAAACUAUUAGCAACCCUUUCUCUCCACCUCUGAAACGCUUCGCCGUUAUUGUACGACUCUCUUUUUGACUGACAUUACUGAAGGAUAGUUAACUAUAGGCAUCCAAAGAUUUAUACGCCCACAAUUUAUCUUUACAGCGCUGCCGUUGGCCAGGUCGGACAGCUGGCUACUUAGCUAGCUUAGCUUGCUAAUUCCACCAUACUGUCAUGCAACACAGAAUAUGAGGCGAACAAAGUUGUCCCUCAUCUGGCGAUAGCACUGUGCUUUCCUACGCUGUGACAAGAGUGUGUGGAUGAAGCAUUAAGUUGUUAAAUUUGAUUAAUUUAGCAACUGGUUAGUUAGGUAGCUACCAUGCUAAUUCCACCAUGCUACAGAAAAUUCAAUUCAAUUCAAUUUAUUUUUAUAUAGCGUCAAAUCAUAACAGAAGUUAUCUCGAGACGCUUUAUAUAUAGAGCAGGUCUUAGACCGUACACCAUAGUUUAGAGACCCAACAGAGAUCCACCAAGCGCGCUGUGGCCAGGAAAAACUCCCCGUUUAGCGGGAAGAAACCUGGAGCAGAAGAAAAUGAGCCCAACAACUUCACCAGUAGGAGAGCAGGCGUUAGUUAGCUAGCCUGUCAGUCUCCGGACAAGCUAGCUAGCUAACUAGCCAGUUCCAGAGACAGACAAUCUAGCUAGCUAGCUUAAGUUAGCUAGCCGUCUACGUAGGGGUCGGCUAAUCUGGUCCCACUUUCUGGUACAUGCUGAAAAUCAAACAUUUUUACUGGAUUAUUUAGAGAUUUUCCAAAGUAAAAGUCCCUCGAAGUGUAUAAUUCAACUUUUUUCCAUGGUCUAGUGUUAAAAAAGUUGACAACAAUCACAAUAAAUCAGAAUAUCGAAUGUCAAAACUCAAAAAUCGCAAUACAUAUUGAAUCGAUAGGCGUAUCGUCCUAGUCCUAACUUUUAACUGUCUAAUUCUGCAGAUUUUAACAAACUAAUUAAAUAAAUUGUGAUAAAAUGAUGCUGAAUGACUGGUUGACUGUUUUCUCCGUAGUGUUGUGAAGAAGUCGGUCGCUCGUAUAAUCCGGUUUUGGUACGAGAGCGUUUGUUCGUCAGCAUGUUUGACUUAGUUUGAGGCUUCAGCUACUCGUGAUGUUCCAGUUAAUGUUCAGCAUGCUGCUAAAAGAUGUUUAAAACUAAGUUUAUAAAGUGAAGAGUUAUUCCACAUCGAGUUCAGAGUGAGCAAAGAGCGUCACAGUGCCAUAAAACCAUCAUUCAUCCAAACACAGUAGGAAAAAAAUACAUCCUUUGUUUUGUUUUGCAUUUGCAAAAUCUAUUUUUAAAUCUAAGAUGGUUGCAGUAAACCGUGUAUAAAUGAAAGUGGAUAUGGUGUUGAAUAGAAAACAUGAUAUAUAGAACAUAUUUUAUGUGUGAUUGCUCUGCUGAACUGACUCAAAGAUCAGUGCCAACACAUCUGUCACGGACCAGAACCGACUGGAGACUCUCUGAUUGGCUCUAGCACCUGUCUGUCAAGCUGUAUGACUUGGCCCCGCCCACAGGAUCACAUGGUGCUAACCCAACGACUCCAGGUGUGUCUGAAACUCUUCACACACUAACAUUCAGAGAGGAGAUCAAACUCUGGAUUCAACCUGCCGCUCUGCAGGUUUCACUAACGUCUCCUGAAUGUUUCCUUCAGUGUUUUCUAGAGUUUCUGUGUUUUCUAGAUCUGUGAUCCUCAGUGAGAAUCCAGCAGACGAGCAGCCGCCGCCGCGCUGUGGAGGUUCACUCACAGCAAAACUACUGAUUCACUAAAACUACUGAUUCACUAACAUGAUCUGGAUCCAGAUAUCUGAUCUGAUCAACAAAACUACAGAUUCACUAACAUGCACAGAUUCAUCUUCUGCAUGCAAGAUAUCAACUUUUUAAGUUCAAAAUAUCACAAGAUAGUAACUGGUGGGCACAAGUGACAUAUUCUUGUACAAACUUCCACAAACAAGAUAAAAAUCCUGCCCUUUGUGCGUAAAAUGAAAAAUCUCAUCUGCCGGGGUUUCCUUUAGCGUCUGAUCUGGAUCUAGAUACCUGAUCUGGAUUUAGAUACCUGAUCUGGAUCUAGAUAUCUGAUCUAGAUCAGCCGAUCUGAACUCACUAUUAACCUGAGAACUAAUUGAUGUGUUUUCAGGUCUUCACUCUUCAGAUAGUCUGAAUCGUUAGUUUUGUCGUGACUGAACUUCCGUACAGGUUUUUGCUCUGAGUCGAACCACAUUCCUGUUGUUCCUGUCUGGACUCUGUUCCAGCAGGCAGCCUCACUGAGUUCAGACCUGGACCAGGUGAGUCCACAUCAGCCCAGCUGUGAUCCAGGUGUGAUCCAGCUGUGACACCAGGUGUAGCUCAGUGAAGCUGCAGCGUGGAAACGGAGGCCGAAGGAUGAGUUGUUUUACUGUCAGUCGGUGACGUGGAUCACUGCCAGCAGUCUCACCUGUUCAACAGUCUCACCAGGUGAGUGUCAACUGAUCUGACGGGGUCACAUGACAGGACUCCGUGUGCUGUUUCAAGUCUCAACGAUUGUGUUAACCAACAUUAAAGAGUUGUGUUCAAAUUCAAA